This is a messenger RNA of Arvicola amphibius (Eurasian water vole), 2535 nucleotides long. It is a transcript of the gene Faabtp, whose product is annotated as transmembrane protein 19. Bases 348 to 1358 code for a protein of 336 amino acids. Lineage: Eukaryota; Metazoa; Chordata; Mammalia; Rodentia; Cricetidae. The transcript is spliced from 8 exons. The record is from RefSeq and is a predicted model, not a curated record. Gene Ontology annotation, cellular component: membrane.
CUGGAGCUGCAGGGUCUUGGCCCCGGCCGGCUGGAACCGGACCCCAAGGCAGCAAGCACUGCACCGACUCAGGCGCUCGCCCGAGCUGCUGCGGGUCCAGACUCGGUUGCAGAAGCGGCGGACCGUGGAGGCGGAGCCGCCGCGGGCGGGGGGCGGAGCUCGGCGGGGCGAGCCGCCCAUUGGCUGCCGGGCUUCCGGGUGCGAGCGGUCAGCCGCCCCGCUGGUCCCCGGUUCCCCGAGCGCUUUUUCCCAGGGAGGCGUUAACCUAGCCCGGACGAGCCGCAGUGUCUAGAAGUUUUGGAUUGACGAUUAUACUCUGUCAUUCGGUACCCGUAGCUUUAUUUUCCAUGACAGAUCUUGACGACAGUACAUGCAAAAAAUAUAUAAAGAUGAUUACUAAUAUCGUAAUAUUGAGCCUGAUCAUUUGCAUCUCCCUAGCAUUCUGGAUUAUGUCAAUGACCGCUAGCACCUAUUAUGGUAACUUGCGCCCUGUUUCCCCUUGGCGUUGGCUGUUCUCCAUUGUUGUUCCCGUUAUGAUUGCCUGUAAUGGCUUUAAAAAGAAAAGUCUAGAUCACAGUGGGGCUUUAGGAGGGCUAGUGGUUGGAUUUAUCUUAACCAUUGCAAAUUUCAGCUUCUUUACGUCUUUGCUGAUGUUUUUCCUGUCAUCUUCAAAGCUCACUAAAUGGAAAGGAGAAGUGAAGAAGCGUCUAGAUUCAGAAUAUAAGGAAGGAGGCCAGAGGAACUGGAUUCAGGUAUUCUGUAAUGGAGCCGUGCCCACGGAGCUGGCCCUGCUAUACAUGAUAGAAAAUGGCCCCGGGGAAAUACCCAUAGAUUUUGCCAAGCAGCCUACUGCUUCCUGGAUGUGCUUGUCUCUCCUGGCUGCACUGGCCUGCUCCGCUGGAGAUACCUGGGCUUCAGAGGUUGGCCCCGUUCUGAGCAAAAGCUCGCCUCGGCUGAUAACCACCUGGGAGAAAGUUCCAGUUGGAACCAAUGGAGGAGUCACACCGGUGGGACUCGCCUCCAGUCUCCUCGGCGGGACCUUUGUGGGCCUGGUGUACUUCCUCACGCAGUUGGUGUUUGUCAAUGACCUAGACAUCUCCGCUCCCCAGUGGCCCAUUAUUGUAUUUGGAGCUCUGGCUGGGUUACUAGGAUCAGUUGUGGACUCAUACUUAGGGGCAACAAUGCAGUUUUCUGGUCUGGAUGAAAGCACUGGCCUGGUGGUCAGCAGCCCAUCUCAGGAGACCAAGCACAUAGCAGGAAAGCCCAUCCUAGAUAACAAUGCCGUGAACCUGUUCUCCUCGGUUUUGGUGGCGCUCUUGCUCCCUACAGCCGCUUCGGGGUUUUGGCCCAGAGAGUGAACUUUCUUUCCCUCCCAGCUGGUUGAUACUGUUAAUAAUAAUUUUGCCGACCUUGGGAACAUCGUCUCCUCCCGUGUUCCGCUGUGGUGGGAUUCCACAUCGCCCUCUCAGCUCCGUCUUGGCUGACGUCAGUUCCGUCACAGCUGACACCUUCCCCGUGAAAGGCGAAAGCAGAUAAUGUUGUAUACAUUCUUCUUCUGCCGCAUGAAGCUUCUUGAACAAUGGAGCUCUUACUGCCCUCUGUGGUUGUCUGUUGAGCCGCAAGUCUUUGAUCUCUGUAAAAUGUUAUUUGUUCAGCUUCUAAAGACCAAGGAAGGUUGUUGACAAUUUGAAAUGGUUCCCACUUGAACUUGUGUCUCUCUAGUCCCAACUGUGAAAAAUGCAGGUGUUGAUACUCCACGCUUGCCUUCCUUUCUCCCAGCUAACAGUGUAACUGUGUGGGCAAAUCGCUUUUUCAUCACAUUACAAAAUGUGAAGAAAAUUAAUUUUUAUGAAAAGAAAUCACUUAAAGUUGCUCUUUUCGGAUGAAGGUGUAGCUUGGUGGUAGCACUUGCCUCUGCACAUAGAACCCUGGUUUAGAUGCCCAGGGCAGAAAGAAAGUUACAACGUGCACAUUCAGGUCUUUGAAAUACACAUAAGAAUCUGGGUUCCAGGGCUAGAGAGAUGGCUCAGUGGUUAAGAGCAUUGCCUGUUCUUCCAAAGGUCCUGAGUUCAAUUCCCAGCAACCACAUGGUGGCUCACAACCAUCUGUAAUGAGGUCUGGUGCCCUCUUCUGGCCUGCAGGCAUACACAUAGAUAGAAUACUGUAUACAUAAUAAAUAAAUAAAUAUUUUUUAAAAAGAAUCUGGGUUCCAUACUAUCACGUGGAACACUUAAUGAGUCACUGGGAAAAUACUGUAAUUUUUUAAAAAUUUCCUUUCAUUUGAACUCUGAAGUUCAUGUUGUUAGUCCCUGGAAAUGCCGUUAACUUGCCACCAUGAACCUUCUCAGUCCUGCAUCCCUGUUCUUUGUGACUGUGUUCCUCACUGUGUCUUCCCUUGUACAAAAGAGGUCUCGAAGGAGCAGUUCAUUUUAUUAAAUAUGAACUAGUCUGAGUUCCUUACCUUUCCUCCCCUCCUGUUUCCAUUCUUGAAGAAAUCAAGGGAGACCUCCCUAAAUAAACUGCUACCAGAGUGAA